AUGCAUUCUCGAACUUCGCUCCUGACUGCUUUGAUUCAGACUUCCCGUCGUCGUCCUAGACUCUCACUCAUCUCCCGACCAUUACUCUCAUCAAACCAUCACUCAACCAUGGCGUUCCAAUACCCCCUCAUCACUCUGGAAGAACACUGGUGCUCGAAGCAUGUCCGAGACUUCUACGCUACCAAAGGUGUCCCGGAUCCCAACGACGAGAAGAGUGCUGUCGGUUUCGCCACUGAAGCUCUCAUGGAGUUCGGAGACAAACGCUUCUCGUCACUGGACGACAACGGCGUCGCCAUGCAGGUCGUCAGCCAUGUGGCCAACACUAUCGCUCUCGACAUCGACACCUGCAAGAAAGUCAAUGACGAGUUGCACGGCCUGACCAAGCAGCGACCAGGACGCUUCUCAGGCUUCGCAACAUUGCCGAUGCUGGAUCCUGCUGCUGCCAGUACGGAGCUUCGUCGAUGCGUGAACGAGUUGGGCUUUGUCGGCACGCUGGUCGACAAUAACACCGAAGGUCGCUUCUACGACGACUCCUUCUUCUGGCCGGUGUUCGAGACUGCAACGGAGCUCGACGUCCCAGUGUACAUCCAUCCAGCCCCGAACGAGGAAGCGCGAAAGCUGUUGUACGCUGGCAACUAUCCGACUGCGGUCUCGGAGUCGAUGAGCCAGUACGGUUUCGGCUGGCAUAGCGAGACGGCGGUACACUUCUUGCGACUGUUUGCUGCGGGAGUAUUCGACCGCUUUCCAAAACUGAAGAUCGUUCUUGGCCACAUGGGUGAGAUGCUGCCCUUCCAGCUGGAUCGUAUUGAGAAGAUAAGCGGACGACAAUGGCCGCACCUCGGCGUCAAGCUAGAACGUCAGCUUCGCCAGGUCUGGGACGAGAAUGUGUGGAUUACCACUUCCGGAAUGUUCGCUUUGGCGCCGAUGGCAUGCUUGGUAAGACAGUGUAAGCCUGGGAGGAUCAUGUUCAGCGUGGACUAUCCUUUCACCGGCAAUGAGGCCGGCGUGCACUUCUUGAACGCGCUGAAGGAGAGUGAUAUGGUGGAUGAUGAGAUGCUCGAAGGUAUAUCGUAUAAGAAUGCUGAGCAGCUUCUGAAAUUGAGUGUUAAGGCGGAUUGA
Messenger RNA from Anthostomella pinea, 1119 nucleotides. The record is from the annotation of a GenBank genome assembly. Lineage: Eukaryota; Fungi; Ascomycota; Sordariomycetes; Xylariales; Xylariaceae.